GGGGCGGGGGGGUCCGAGGCGCCUCUUCUGUCCCUUCCGAGAGCCGGCCACAGGCAUGAGGGGCCCCCGGCCGAGAUGAGAGUCCUGGCGCCAGCCUGCAGCCCAACUACCUCCCUGCUGCUGCUGCUUUCGCUGCUCAGCCCCGGCGGCCGCGGGACCCCCAACUGCUCCUUCCGCUACAGCCCCAUCUCCUCCACCUUCGCCACCACCAUCCGCAAGCUGUCUGUCUAUCUGCUGCAAGAUUAUCCCGUCACUGUGGCCUCCAACCUGCAGGACGAUCAGCUCUGCGGGGCGCUCUGGCGCCUGGUCCUGGCCCAACGCUGGCUGGAGCGCCUCAAGACUGUGGCCGGCUCCCAGAUGCAGAGGCUGCUGGAGGACGUCAACACCGAGAUCUACUUCGUCACCUCCUGUGCCUUCCAGCCCCUCCCCAGCUGUCUUCGCUUCGUCCAGACCAACAUCUCCCACCUCCUGCAGGACACCUCUGAGCAGCUGGCCGCGCUGGAGCCCCAGAUCACCCACCUGAACUUCUCCCAGUGCCUGGAACUGCAGUGCCAGCCAGACGCCCCCACCUUGUUGCCCCCGAGGAGUUUGGGGGCUCUGGGGGCACCAGCCCCCGGGCGCCCUCUUUUGCUGCUCUUGCUGCUGCCCUUGGCUGUCCUGGCCCUGCUGCUGGCCGCUGCCUGGUGCCUGUGCUGGCAGAGGACAAGCCCAAGGACACCCUGCCCCGGGGAGCAGGUGCCCCACGCCCCCAAUCCCCAGGACGAGCGGCUGCUGUGGCUUGUGGAGCACUGACCUGGCUGGGACCUGGUCUCGAGGCUGAAACCAGGGCACAGAGAGCCAAAAGCCACACAGCUCGUGAGCUCACAGAGACAAGAGCCAAGAUUUGACUCUGGUCCGCUGGUCUCUUCUGCCUCAGUUUCCUUAUCUGUUCAAAAGACUAUAUUGGUAAAUAGUCCCUUUUGUCAUGAGGAUAAGUGGAAUGACACACGGGAACCCCUUAAGGUGGCACUCACUCUUCAAUGGAAACAGGAUGUGUGAUUUUAAAUUUUCUAGUAGCCACAUUUCAAGAAAAAAAAGGAAAAAAAAAGGAAAAACAAACAGGUGGCAUCACUAUAAAUAAUAUAUUUCAUCGUGUUCCAUGUUUCCAAAGUAUUGUCAUCGCAUCCUGUAAUCGAUAUUUAAAAAAUCAUUGAGAUAUUUACAUUUUUUUCCACACUAAGUCUUCUGAAUCCAGUGUGUAUUUUAAACUCAGAGCACAGCUCAAUUCAGACACUGAAUCUUCAUCAGAAAUACUUGAUUCUGCACUUAAGAGUCUUGUGACACUUUUGGUGGUUAAAGUGGAUACAUAUGCCUGACUUCUUCCAAACAUACUUAAAAGUCUCCCAGGAACUGAAUCAAGCGUCAGCUUCUAAAUUUAAUUUUACUUUUCUUGUCAGCCCUUGUUUCUGAGCAGUGUUUUGUAUUAAACAUUUUUUUUUUUUAAAAA
Choloepus didactylus (southern two-toed sloth) is the source of this 1486-nucleotide messenger RNA. It is a transcript of the gene FLT3LG, whose product is annotated as fms related receptor tyrosine kinase 3 ligand. Gene Ontology annotation, cellular component: cell surface; membrane. The coding region runs from base 76 to 792 and encodes 238 amino acids. Lineage: Eukaryota; Metazoa; Chordata; Mammalia; Pilosa; Megalonychidae. The record is from RefSeq and is a predicted model, not a curated record. Gene Ontology annotation, biological process: positive regulation of cell population proliferation. The transcript is spliced from 8 exons. Gene Ontology annotation, molecular function: cytokine activity; receptor tyrosine kinase binding.